Messenger RNA from Aspergillus ochraceoroseus IBT 24754, 741 nucleotides. RefSeq lists its product as uncharacterized. The coding region runs from base 244 to 495 and encodes 83 amino acids. NCBI's taxonomy places the organism in Eukaryota, Fungi, Ascomycota, Eurotiomycetes, Eurotiales, Aspergillaceae. The transcript has a single exon. The record is from RefSeq and is a predicted model, not a curated record.
CUUCUACAAACAUACACCUCCAUCAUCCAGCCACACAUAGCAUCAUCUCAAGAGGAAAGAAAAGAAAAAGAAAAGAAAAGAAAAUCCAAAAUGUCCAAAAAACCACUUGGCCGUACAUCAGGGGUAAGCUAACAACAGACCCUCUGCCCCGUCAACCAGGAUCAUACCUCCCCAAAGCAUGAUACGAUGAUAAUUAUUGAACCCGGUUAAUAGUCUUUAAACGCCCCAAUUGCCGCCUUCACAAUGGCAGUCAUUUUAUGCUCGUACUGCUUUUACUCGAUUCGUUCUGCGCGAAGGGAGGCCCAGCAGUCUUCUGCUUCAUCUUCUUCAUCAUCUACAGCUCCAGCUCCGGCUCCGGCUCCGGCCGCGAUGAGUGAGAGUGUAGCGCAGCGAGAGCAGAGAAGACUUGCACAGCAGCAGCAGCAGCAGGGGUCUUCAUGGGUUCAGAGGGCGUUGGAGGAAGAGAAGGAGAGAAAUAAUACUGGGGCCAGGUAACGCUUGCUUCGAUUCUCCCAUUUUUUCUUUCUUUCUUUCUUUCUUUCUUUCUUCGGUGUAUGGUCCUGUGGUGUCUUUUUUUGUCCAUCCUACUUCAAGUACCUAGGAGUAUUAUUGGAUUGUGUUGAAUAACGUAUAUAUUAUAUUAUAUUUAUAUAAUAUAUCAUAGAUAGGGAUUAUAUGGGAUCUAUCAUAUUGUAUGUACAGAGAGUACUUUUUAUCUAACCUGACAUGUCAUGUUGGACU